AUGGAGACCGAGGAAGUCCGAAUCCUAGUUCCAGGCACAGGCACAGGCAUAGGUCCCGUGAACAGUACAGCCGUGCGAGGUGCUUUACCAGUCCUAUUCUUUGACAUAGACAACUGUCUCUAUCCACGGAGCAGUAAUGUCCAAGACACCCUCUCCGAUUUGAUAGACGACUACCUAUCCCGCGAACUGCGCCUCCCCCGGGACCAAGCCAUAGCCCUACAUUCUCAAUACUUCAAAACCUACGGCCAAACAGUAGAGGGCUUAGUCCGGCACCACGCCAUCGAUGCCCUGCACUACAACAGCCAAGUCGACGAUGCACUGCCAUUGGAAACCCUACUAAAGCCAAAUCCAAUACUGCGACAGUUCCUGCAGUCGAUUGAUACGUCCAAGGUCCGGCUUUGGCUGCUGACGAAUGCGUAUGUUACGCAUGCGAGGCGUGUUGUCAAAUUACUCGGUAUUGAGGAUUUGUUUGAGGGAAUUACGUAUUGCGAUUAUGAGAUUGUGCCGUUUAUUUGUAAGCCUCAGGUUGGUAUGUUUGAGAAGGCUAUGCGUGAGGCCGGGGUGGGCGAUGUUGGGGGGUGCUUUUUUGUUGAUGACUCGUUUGGAAAUUGCGUUGGAGCGAAGAGCUUUGGCUGGACGGCUUGUCAUUUGGUUGAGACUGGUUUGCCGAUUCCGGAAUCUCAGGCUUCGCAGCAUCGGAUUCAGCAUCUUGAGGAAUUGACCUGUAUUUGGCCGGAUUUUUUCAGGGCUAAAUCGGUCGAGAUUUUGGCUUGA
Messenger RNA from Penicillium waksmanii, 774 nucleotides. RefSeq names its product putative pyrimidine 5'-nucleotidase. The transcript is spliced from 4 exons. The record is from RefSeq and is a predicted model, not a curated record. NCBI's taxonomy places the organism in Eukaryota, Fungi, Ascomycota, Eurotiomycetes, Eurotiales, Aspergillaceae. Bases 1 to 774 code for a protein of 257 amino acids. Gene Ontology annotation, biological process: nucleotide catabolic process; pyrimidine nucleobase metabolic process. Gene Ontology annotation, molecular function: nucleotidase activity.